CCGUGAUGUGUGACUGUCAUUUACCCUCGAUCUCGAUCGAUCGCUCGUUCUCGUUCGAAGCAGCAAAGCAUCCACGCCUGAGCACUCCACAAAGCACAAAGCACAAGGCCAAGAUGGCUGAUGAUGAGCUUGUGGUGCACGCGCACCGGCACAUGGACGGCACGUUCUUGUGCAACCUGAACUUGAGCAAGCAGCAGCUCGCCAAGCUGCGGCAAUCGCCACCAACCAGCAGCAACACCACCAAGACCAGCAGCAGCACCAACAGCAGUGGUACUAGCGUGGCAUCGUCGUCACGGCCACCGUUUGUCGUUGUGCUGGACCGCUCUGGGUCCAUGCACGGCGAAGUGAAGCGAAUCGUCACCAAGCUGCUGCCCGACAUCCUGGAGCGCCUUUCAUACACUUGGGCGACGGUGAUCGCCUUCGACACCACGACCGCCGUGAUGCCAGAGAUGACGGUGGAGCGAAUGCGCGUUUCUCCCCUGCGCGCACAGGGCUGCACCAACUUCAAACCAGCGACAAUGGCGCUGCUGGACGUGCUGCGGCAGAGCAAAGACCAGCGCAUCCGCGUGCUCACCAUCUCGGACGGCAUGAUGAGCGACCGCGACGCUGCGGCAAUCUACGCCAGCCAACACGCCGCAGACGUGAAGCAGGGCCGCGUCAUCAACAGCAAGGCCAUCCGCUACUUCACCUCCUCGCAGCAGCCAGACACGCGCGGCCUCUCCGCUGUGCUGCAGUUCAACACCGGCGGCACGGCGUCCCUGAUCGACUUUGACGCAAGGACCGGCUCGAACAGCGACUUUGUGGACAUGGUGGUCGGCCUGUUUCAGGAUGACGGCAUGGACGCGACCAUGGAGCUCCAGUGCGACGACGGCAGCCCCAUCUUCAAGCGCAUGCCCUGGGACGAGCCACAAGCCUCCAUGCUGCUCACCCUGCCUUCCUCAGACCAGCACAAGAAACCCAAGCAGAAGAAGAGCAAGCAGCCGCAAGCGCAUGCGGCCGACGAGGGCAACGAUGGGGACGUGGCGUACACGUGCUCGUUCUGGCUGAGCGCCCUCCCUUCAGCAUCAGCGCCGCUGCGCAUCGCCGCGAGCGCAGACACGCGUGUCGUCAUCAAGGAAGCUGACCCCAUCACGCCAGACACCUUUGACAGGUGGAUGGCGCCCGUGAUCGACCAGGCCAUGGCGCACAUCCGCGUGCUCAAGGUGCUCGACACCACGCAGGCGCAGCAGGAGGUGCAGACAAUCGCCGCGUACUUUGACCAGCUGCAAUCCACGCUCACCGCCAUCGCCACCAGGAAGCAGCAGCAGCAAGAGGAGGAGGAAGCUGCGGCACAGGCUGCCAACGGCGCCAGCACCACAACAACAGCAACGACAGCGUCGUCGCCUUCCACGAUGAUGCGGCUGCGGCAGCUGAAGCGGCAGAUUGAGCAGCGCAAGAAGUCGCUUGUAAACCGCCUGCUUGAGCUGGCAAACGACGAGCGGGUGUCGCAGCUCAACGCCGCACAGCAGGCCGCGUACCUGCGGGAGACCGACGCCUCCAAGAACGCACGCGGCCUUGCCCGCCGCGCAGCAAAGGGCCCAACCGGUGAUGAGAUGACGCGGGCCGUGCGCGAGGAAAUUGCAGCCAUUGCCAGCAGCAUUCACGAGCUGGACGCGGUGGACGACAGCACACACGCCGUGUCGUUCAUCUCGCAGGAGACAACCGUGGGUGCGCUACGUGACCUGGCAGCCUUCUUCAAGGCUGAUGGCGAUGGUGAUGGUGAUGAUGAUGAUGACGGCAGCGGUGUUUUGCAUGAGAUGGCGGUUCCCGAGCUGCUGCGUGCCGUUGGCAUCGUCGGCAUGGCCUGCAAAGGCCAGGUUGGCGACUACCCAGAUCCGAUGACGUGGCGCGUGGACAACAUCUACCCCGGCUGCUUCAUCACCGUCGCCGACAUGACCGAGCACGAGCUGUUUGCUGCCGCCAACAGCGGCGGUAGCGGCAUCGGCGGCUCACCGUUGGGCGACGCAGCGCGCCUGCGCGUGCCUGGUGGCGUGGACCAGGAGACGUCCUUCAUCACCAAUGUCAUCCCCGUGUUUGAGGACGUGCGCGUGCACCACUUCCUGCGCCGCCACGCCGCCACGCUGCUGGAGCUGAUUUCCGGCGUGGGCAUGCGGCGCAUGAUUGCAGUCGUGCCCAUGACACACGCCUUCACGCUUGCGGCCGGCACGUGGGCGUGCGUGGACGCGCUGGCAGCGGCACCGUCGCCGGCAGAGCGGCCCGAGGUGCUGGUGCGCGCGUGCACGGCGACGCUGCGUGACCUGGACAUUGCCUUUGGCAAGUACUUCCAGCACGUGUUUCCGUUUCUGCAGCGGCCGGACACGCAGCCGCAGGACCGCAGCUUCUACCUGUGCAACAACGGCCUGACCAACAUGCUCACCGUGCUGUACCGCGCGGAGCGGCUGAAGUGGCCCUACCCGCGCCCGCGCGUGCUUCGCGCCAUCUACAACUACGAGUGCUACCAGUUUACAAAGAAGGCCAUUGCCAAGCACCUUGACGCGCGCCAGGAGUUUAUUGACGGCACGCUGCACGCCCUGUUCAACCUCGACUACGACCGUGACUGCUGUGCCGUCGGCGCUCCCUUUGAGGACACGCCGGCGUUCGCGUGCGCAUAUGCGGUGGGGGCGCCCGACGCUGCCACGCUGGGCCCGUUUGCCCGCACCUUCCGCUUUGUGGAGGGCAUGGUGCUGCUGCCACCGCUCAUGAAACUCGUCGUCGACCAUCACCACCACCACCAGCAGCAACAGCAGCAGCAGCAACAGCACAGUGGUGACGGCGGGAUGGCUGCGCUGGUGGACGCGGUGCGAUCUCUGCCGCACGUGGACGAGGCGUUCAAGCACACCUCCUUUGGCCUGGCUGCGGACCUGCCACUGGACGUGUUCCGCGCCGUGCAGCUGGCGCAGGGCCUGCUGUGCCCGCGCAAGGACCUGCGGGUGGACGACGAGGCAGAGCUGAUGCGGCUGCCUGAUGUGCACGACAGGGCCGGCGCCGCCGCGUAUGUGCUGGAGCAGGUGGUGCUGCCCCUCUAUGAGCGCGAGUACAACCGCCGCGUGGACGCCAAGCGCGCAGCGGAGGAGGCGGAGGCCGUGGCGGCGCUGGUGGACGCCCUUGUCCAGUGCGAGAGCGAGGACGCGUUUGUGGCCAUAAUGCAAGACGGUUACACGCACCGCGGCACGCACGUGCGCAUGGACAACCCGUCCUCUGCUGGGGUGGAUGCGCUGAUGGCUGGGCUGGCAGCAGAGGAGAAGAGCGUGCCCUGUCGCCUGCGCAAGAUUGAGCUGCUGGUGCUCGCCGUCCGGGAGAAGAACAGCUCAGACGCGACCAGCAGUGAUGGUGCUGAUGUGGAGGUGGUGUGGAACCGGGGCAACGUGCUGCGGCUGGAUCUGUCGGUGUUUGCAGCGGUGUAUGUGCGGGCGGGCGAGGUGGCGGCGUGGGCUGCGAUCAAGGCCGAGCACAAGAAGCGUGCCAUCCACCUCUACCGCGAGGCCGCCAACCGUCACGGCCACAGCAACGCGCUGCCGUCGUAUUGGGCACUCGGGUACGCCACGCUCGAUGCCAUGCGUGCGGCCGUGUCGGCAGAGGAGUACCAGGAGUACUGCUCAAAGCACACACGGUGCUGCGGGUUUGCGUAAAUGACGCGUGGGUGUUGUGGGUAUUGUGUGUGUGUGUGUGUGUGUGUGUGUGUGUGUGUGUGUGUGUGUGUGCUGUGAUAUGAGAGUGCGAGUGAUGGAGUUCGCCAUGAUAUGAGAGUGCGAGUGAUGGA
Molecule: messenger RNA, 3799 nt
Organism: Salpingoeca rosetta
Lineage: Eukaryota; Choanoflagellata; Craspedida; Salpingoecidae
Exons: 1
Coding region: 6-3668 (1220 amino acids)
Source: RefSeq, a predicted model, not a curated record